Messenger RNA from Arctia plantaginis, 1443 nucleotides. The record is from the annotation of a GenBank genome assembly. Lineage: Eukaryota; Metazoa; Arthropoda; Insecta; Lepidoptera; Erebidae.
AUGAAUAUUUUACUUAGAAAUCUAACGUGGACAAAGGGAACACGGCUUAAUCAAUAUGUGUUAGCGGUUAUUUUGACAAUCCCCUUACUGAGUUUCGGAAUGGUGCAAGGAUGGCUGUCACCCAUGAUCUCAGUGCUGCAGUCUCCCGAGGGUCCAUCUCCGGAGCCUUACACCAGUACGGACAUAUCCUGGAUAGCAUCUGUGACGUAUAUAACUGCUAUAAUUUUUGGAGCACCCAUGGGCUGGCUCACGGAUAAAUAUGGGAGAAAAGCCAUGACUAUAGUCACGACUUUGUCACUUAUUAUAUACUGGCAGAUAAAGCUCCUAUGCCUGGAGCCCUGGGCGUUAAUCCUGGCGCGUGCUGUAGCCGGCAUACCUUGCUCGUCGUGUUACAUCGUCCUUCCAAUAUACAUAAAGGAAAUCAGUGAUAUCGACUUGCGAGGUGCAUUGGGCUCUUUACUCAUUUUGAACAGAAACAUUGGGUAUUUAAUAAGCUACGCGUGUGCUGAUCUACUGAGUGUGAAGACUGUGCUGUGGCUGGGAAUGCUGGUACCGACUGUGAUGUUCUUCAUAUUCUUGGCGAUGCCGGAAACACCAGAAUACCUGGUCAAGCAGGGUAAAAUUGAUGAAGCCAAAUCUGUUUUGGCGUGGUUACGCGGUGUCAGUCCAGUUGACAGAGCCAUCGAGCAAGAAGUUGAAGGCAUCGUGAGGAUUGAAAAACAGACGCAGGCGGACACCAAAUCUGUGUUUAAGAUUAUUUUACAAGAUAAACCAACCUUCAAAGCCUUCAUAAUCACUCUCGUGAUCAAAAUAACGCAGCAGUUCAAUGGGUACCUCAUAGUUCUCAUUUAUGCUGGCUACGUGUUUGAACGAGCCUCCGAGUCCAUUAGCCUCAAACUAAGUCCUAACAAGCAAGUCAUUAUGAUCGGAGUUGUGCAGCUUAUCGGUAGUAUCCUAGCGACAUCUCUUGUUGAGAGGACAGGCAGAAAGUUCCUAUUGGUAUCGACAUCAUUCGCUGUGGGAGUCGGCAUGCUAGCGUUAUCCGCAUGGUUCUACAUAACUUCUUGCGAUAUUUGGCUGCCAGGCUGGCUACCCGUGCUAGCUAUGUGUAUAUGCAUCUUUGCUGAUGCUGCGGGAUUCCAACCGAUCUCAUAUAUUAUUAUAACGGAUUUAUUUACUUUCCAGCUCCGUGGAACAGUAUCAGCCUUCGCCAACGUCUGCGCAAAAAUGAGCAACUUUGUCCAAACAAAAUGGUUCACCAUCAUUUCCAAUUUAAUCGGCAUCCACUGGGUUUUUCUAUACUUCGCUAUCGUCUGUUUCGUGGCCUGCUUCUACACUGUGGUCUCCUUCCCUGAGACUAGGCAGAAGAGUGUCGAAGAAAUUUACGCGAAGCUCUCUGGUAAAGCGAAGCAAGGUGAUACCAGGAUCGAGGCUGUGCCUUAG